This is a messenger RNA of Drosophila bipectinata, 346 nucleotides long. RefSeq lists its product as uncharacterized. Lineage: Eukaryota; Metazoa; Arthropoda; Insecta; Diptera; Drosophilidae. The record is from RefSeq and is a predicted model, not a curated record.
CAAAAAACUCACAUUCGCAAUCAGUCAGUCGGACACCAAAGACAUGAACUCGCUGGCUAUAAUAAUAAUUUCACUUGUCCUUCUGGUUUCGCCCAGCUUGCAAGGGGAAAACGAAGUUAAAGUCCUGGGCUAUAAUCCCACCUACGAGAUCUGGUUUUACACUCCAAACGGGCGGCCCAAGUAUGUUUCUCCGAAUGUGCAGGCAGCUUACAAAAAGGCACGAGGAAAAGGAGGAGUUUGCUAUAAAGACUAUUGGCAUUACUGCAAAACUGGAGUAAAAAUAGAAGAGUAAAUUAUUGUGUACAAAAUUAAAGAGAAAACUUCAAGUGACCUUAUGAAUCAAGUG